CCGAGACUCUAGAGUUUUUCAGAGAAAUGCAGAUCAUUGGUCCGGCCCCCAACAGCUACACUUUUGUUUCGGCUCUCACAGCCUGCCAAGGCUUUUCAUAUGCAUACACAGGCAAAGAGAUUCACUCUGCUGUCCUGAAAUCAAAUCUUUCUUCUGAACUAUAUGUGUGCAAUGCCUUGAUUGCAAUGUAUACCAGGUGUGGUAAAAUGCUCGAGGCUGGAAGGAUUCUUCGUCACAUGGACAAAGCUGACGUUGUGACAUGGAAUUCUCUGAUUAAGGGUUAUGUACAGAAUUUCAUGUACAAGGAGGCAUUAGGAUUCUUUUGUGAUAUGAUCGCUGCUGGCCACAAGCCCGACGAGGUUUCGAUGACCAGUGUCAUUGCAGCGUCAGGAAGAUUAAGCAAUCUGUUGGCAGGAAUGGAAUUGCAUGCUUACGUCAUUAAACAUGGCUGGGAUUCUUAUUUGCAGGUUGGAAACACGUUGAUAGAUAUGUACUCAAAAUGCAACCGCACAUGUUAUAUGGGCCGCGUGUUUCUUAGGAUGCAUGAAAAAGAUCUUAUUUCAUGGACUACAGUCAUUGCUGGUUAUGCCCAGAAUGAUUGUCAUGUAGAAGCCUUACAACUCUUUCGGAAUGUUGCUAAGGAAAGGAUGGAAAUUGAUGAAUUGAUGCUGGGAAGCAUCCUUCGAGCUUGUAGUUUGCUGAAAUCUGAGCUCAUUGUCAAAGAGAUUCAUUGUCACAUCUUGAGAAAAGGUUUACUUGAUACUGUGAUACAGAAUGAGUUGGUAGAUGUUUACGGAAAAUGCAGGAACAUGGGCUAUGCUACUCGAAUAUUUGAAUCAAUUAAAGGUAAAGAUGUUGUCUCUUGGACUAGCAUGAUUUCGUCUAGUGCUCUAAAUGGUAACGAAAACAAGGCUGUUGAGAUCUUUCGACGCAUGGUUGAAACUGGUUUGUCAGCUGAUUCUGUAGCAUUGUUGUGUAUACUGUCCACUGCAGCAAGUUUAUCUGCCCUCAAGAAAGGUAGAGAAGUUCAUGGCUACGUACUCCGCAAGGGUUUUUUCCUAGAGGAGUCCAUUGCAGUUGCAGUUGUUGAUAUGUAUGCAUGCUGUGGAGAUUUACAGAGUGCAAAGGUUGUAUUUGAUGGGAUAGAAAGGAAAGGUUUACUGCAAUUCACAAGUAUGAUCAAUGCAUAUGGGAUGCACGGCUGUGGAAAAGCAUCUGUUGAGUUGUUCAAUAAAAUGAGGCAUGAAAACAUCUCGCCCGAUCACAUUUCAUUUCUGGCUCUUCUUCAUGCGUGCAGCCAUGCAGGUCUGCUUGACGAGGGUAGAGGGUUUCUCAAGAUCAUGGAACAUGAAUAUAAAUUGGAACCAUGGCCUGAACAUUACGUGUGUCUGGUUGACAUGCUGGGUCGUGCAAACUGUGUAGUGGAAGCCUUUGAAUUCGUUAAAAUGAUGAAGACAGAACCGACCACAGAAGUGUGGUGUGCACUCCUUGCCGCAUGCCGAUCUCAUUCAGAGAAAGAAAUUGGGGCGAUAGCAGCUCAGAGGCUCCUUGAGCUAGAACCUAAGAAUCCGGGAAAUCUUGUGCUUGUAUCUAAUGUCUUUGCUGAACAAGGAAGAUGGGACGAUGUAGAAAGAGUGAGGGCAAAAAUGAAAGCAAGCGGAUUGGAGAAACACCCUGGAUGUAGUUGGAUUGAGAUAGACGGCAAGGUUCAUAAAUUUACAGCAAGAGAUAAGUCUCACCCAGAGACCAAAGAGAUAUAUGAGAAAUUGUCCGAGGUUACUAGGAAGUUGGAGAAGGAAGCAGGUUAUUUAGCCGAUACAAAGUUUGUUCUGCAUAAUGAAAAUGAAGGGGAGAAGGUUCAGAUGCUGCAUGGGCACAGUGAGAGGCUAGCAAUUGCUUAUGGUCUGCUCAGAACACCUGACAGAGCCUGUCUUCGGAUCACAAAAAAUUUACGUGUCUGUAGAGAUUGCCAUAUUUUUUGUAAGCUGGUCUCUGAGUUAUUCAGACGAGACAUUGUAAUGAGAGAUGCCAAUAGAUUUCAUCACUUCAAAAGUGGGCUGUGCUCUUGCGGAGAUUUUUGGUGACGAAAACUUGACAAAGCAUAUGCUCAUCAAUUCAUGCGAAGAUUAUUAUGUAAUUUAGUUCCACAUAGCUUCAUAAGGUUUGCAUAUGGUUAUUUGCCUGUGUCCCACCAAGAGCAACAAGGAGUCGUCAUUAAUGACCUCCUUUAUUUUGCACCAUAGAAGGGAAAGAGAGAGAUUGCAAAGUAACAGGGAAGAUGGAGACCUGAUUAAGAGGAAAAAAGUAAAGGCAUAUCAGUAAUUAAAAGCAGGAAGCAGAGACCUAGACACGAAGCCAGGGAUAGAGUCGUCUAACUAGGCUGUUCAGCAGAGACAGUCUUUGGAGAGUAAAUGUCUCCAAGAUACUGACCUCUCUUUUCUCCUUGUUAUAUACUAUUAUUUGCUUUUAAACCCACACCUACCAAACCCGUGGAUGAAUAUUUCAUAUAUUCCACCUAUAUUCAUCUGCAUUUAAACACUCCAACCUCAGUUGUUUACUGUUUACGUCUUUGUAUUUGCAUUGCUUAAGAGAAUGAUGGUUUAUUAGCCUGCCUUAUUUUGUGGCCUUGUGGGAUACCGAAUGCAGGAGGAAACAUAGGAGGGUGGUUGAUGCAAAACCUAAAGAUGAGGUCUUUUAGAUACGCGGAGUCAAACUAAGCAUGGACCUUGGUGAAGCUUCUUGACGGUCAAGAUUUAAAAUCAGGUACGACACUGUGUACGUGAGAAAGAGGGAGAGAGAGAUUUUAGAGAAAGAAAGAGAUGUAUCACAAUAAAGGAGUAUAUUUAGGGUCACAGGUGGUGGAGAUGUAGGUAUGCAGGCCGAGGCGCUAAUCUCUUCAUAGCCCUAUUGAUUUUGUCUCUCGCUCUCUCUCUCUCUCUCUCUCUCUCUCUCUCUCUCUCUUUCUUCCUCUCUUAGCUGUAUGCAUUAUGAUGCUUCUUUUAAUUCACUGUUUAAGGC
Molecule: messenger RNA, 3018 nt
Organism: Camelina sativa (false flax)
Lineage: Eukaryota; Viridiplantae; Streptophyta; Magnoliopsida; Brassicales; Brassicaceae
Source: RefSeq, a predicted model, not a curated record